CCCUGAAGGUCUCUCCCGACUUCGUCCUGGUGGUCCUGAGCUGUGCACUGGGCCUUAGAAAUCCCUCAUUCAUCAAUUUGCUUGCAAAGGUCUAACCAGAGCGUGCAAAUAUGCUUGGCGCCAAGCUUCUCAUCCUCGCCGUCGGUGUCCUAGCCGCUGUCACGGAGGCCGCGGGUACCUGUCCGUCCAUCGAAAACAACGUCGACUACAGCGGUGCUGACGUUGGCAGCGCUCGCAGUUCUUCGGCCAACGGAUGCUGCUCGAUUUGUUCCAGCACGAACGGAUGUGGCGCAUUCACGUGGACGAACUACAACGGCGGUACUUGUUGGUUGAAGCAGUCCAAGGGCACGGCUAAGUCCAGCAACGGUGCUGUGUCGGCUGUCCUGCAGACAUCUUCGGCUUCGGGAACUUGCCAGACUAUUGAAAACAACGUCGACUACAGCGGUGCUGACGUUGGCAGCGCUGCCAGUUCUUCGGCCAACGGAUGCUGCUCGAUCUGUUCCAAGACGAACGGAUGUGGCGCAUUCACGUGGACGAACUACAACGGCGGUACCUGUUGGCUCAAGAAGUCUAAGGGCACGGCUAAGGCCAGCAGCGGUGCUGUGUCCGGCGUUGUCCAGGCGUCGUCGACGUCCUCGUCCGCCACCUGUCCGUCUCUGGAGAACAACGUCGACUACAGUGGCUCUGACGUCGGCAGCGCUCGCAGCUCGUCGGCCAGCGGGUGCUGCAAUAUCUGCUCCAACAACAACGCCUGUGGUGCCUUUACAUGGACCAACUACAACGGCGGCCAGUCCUGGUUCCAUCUCCAGUACCGUGCAGAAGUCCACCCAGCCGUCGACUCCCACGUCGCCUUCGUCCGUCGACCCGGCCAACGCUCAGUACUCGCUGUCGGCCUUCGCUAUUGGUGA
Messenger RNA from Phytophthora nicotianae INRA-310, 908 nucleotides. RefSeq lists its product as hypothetical. NCBI's taxonomy places the organism in Eukaryota, Oomycota, Peronosporomycetes, Peronosporales, Peronosporaceae. Gene Ontology annotation, biological process: proteolysis. The transcript is spliced from 2 exons. The record is from RefSeq and is a predicted model, not a curated record. Gene Ontology annotation, cellular component: extracellular region. The coding region runs from base 111 to 908 and encodes 265 amino acids. Gene Ontology annotation, molecular function: protein binding.